This is a messenger RNA of Entelurus aequoreus (snake pipefish), 1027 nucleotides long. RefSeq names its product BCL10 immune signaling adaptor (gene bcl10). Lineage: Eukaryota; Metazoa; Chordata; Actinopteri; Syngnathiformes; Syngnathidae. The record is from RefSeq and is a predicted model, not a curated record. Gene Ontology annotation, biological process: canonical NF-kappaB signal transduction; adaptive immune response; positive regulation of extrinsic apoptotic signaling pathway. The transcript has 3 exons. Gene Ontology annotation, cellular component: CBM complex; cytosol. Bases 197 to 880 code for a protein of 227 amino acids. Gene Ontology annotation, molecular function: kinase activator activity; protein kinase B binding; NF-kappaB binding.
AUCCGGGUAUUUUGACUUAUUUAUUGAAACUUAUUUCCGUGGAGGCUUUUGAGCGAUCGAUAACGCAAUUAACUUCUUGUCCUUCCUUUAAAACAAAGUUAUGAAUGUAACUUGUCGUCAUAACUUCAUAACGAAGCACAUUUAGCGACUAUUCGCUGGACUGGAAGAGUUUGAGGUGUUAGUGGACUUGGCCUUCAUGGAGCAGCUCACUGACGAUGUGAUGGCAGACAUUAAAAAAGACGUGCUGACCAAGCUGCGCCAUUACCUCUGCGGAAAGAUCCGGGCCAGAUGCCACCUGGACUACCUGCGCUCCCGCCGCAUUCUCACCCGGGACGACGCCGAGGAGAUCAACUGCAAGACCACGCAGACCAAGAGGACGGGCCUCCUGUUGGACAUCCUCUCAGAGAACCCCCAAGGUCUGGACACCCUGCUGGACUCCAUCCGGGAGCUGCGAGCGCAGAACUUCAUCAUCGCCAAGAUCACGGACGAGGUGCAGAAGGCCAAGAAUGAGAAGAUGGCGCUUCUAAAAGCUGGAGCAUCCACUUCCUCACCCGGCAGCACCGUCACCUGCAUGACCCCCCAGCCUUCCGGUAUGUUCUCCAUCCACUCCACCUUGCUCCUCCAUCCCGAUGGCGAAGGAAGCCUCCCUGUUUCGGACGGCUUUGCAGAAGGUGGCGGUGACUCUCAGUCCUCCAUGGCUGCUGUCUCCUCCUCAACCUCCUCCUGCCUCCCCAAGCCAGGAGAGCCCGGAGCUCCUCCGCUCCCCGAGGAGGAGAUGGUGGAAGACGGGGGGUCACCGGGCUCCUCCACCUGCAGCAACAUGGCCGAUCCCAACUUCCAACCCCUGCGGUCGCGUUCUCUCACUCAGAGCAACUCUUGAUCAGUCUGCAGUCACAGGGACUAACAGGUAGAUUGAACUAUGCUGCUUUUUCAUCCAAACUACUGUACAUUAUGUUAGACUUUUUUACAUCAUUCCUUCAUCUCUUCUUCUUAUUAGAGGAUCACUAAAUAAAUGUGCUGCAUUUUA